AUGAUUGACAAGACCGUCAAUUUCGUUCUGGGCCAGGCCCAAGAAUCACCGAUAACAUUCCUGGCAUACUUCGCGGCAGCAUCGGCCCUAUUCUACCUCCUGAUCAGCGAAGUCCAAAGACACCAAGUACGCAUACCUGGGUUCGAUGGACCCUCGGGCCUCCCUAUGAUUGGCAACAUCCACCAAAUCAGAGUCAACGCAGCAGAGCAGUACCGUCUAUGGGCCCAGAAAUAUGGCUCAGUCUACCAGAUCAUGCUGGGCAAUGUGCCCGUCAUCGUCGUGAAUUCUUCGAAAGCGGCGCGCGAGAUCUUCGGCGCAAAUUCACAGGCCUUGUCAUCAAGACCAGAAUUUUACACGUUCCACAAAGUGGUCAGCUCUACCAGCGGGACAACGAUCGGCACAUCGCCUUUCUCGGAGAGUCUGAAGCGGCGGAGAAAGGGUGCCGCGAGCGCACUGAAUAAACCCAGCGUGGCAACCUACGUGCCGCACAUCGAUGUCGAGACACGGGACUUUUUGAAUGAGUUUCUCCUCUAUGGCGACGGCGGCCGCAAACCCGUGGACCCGAUGCCGAUGAUCCAGCGGCUCUCCCUGUCGCUCGCGUUGACGUUGAACUGGGGCACCCGAAUGGCGUCCCAAAACGACGAGCUGUUCGGCGAGAUCACGCACGUCGAGGAAGAAGUGUCCAAGUUCCGCUCCACGACCGGCAACUUGCAAGACUACAUCCCGCUCCUGCGACUGAAUCCAUUCAAUUUUGGGAAAGCACGGGCGCGCGAAAUGCGGCAGCGCCGUGACGUCUACCUGAAGAAACUAAAUGACGACCUGGACGACCGGAUGGCCAAAGGAACACACCAACCGUGCAUUCAAGCGAACGUCAUCCUGGACCGCGAAGCAAAGCUCAACAAGGAAGAACUGGUGUCCAUCUCCCUUACCAUGCUGUCGGGCGGUCUCGAUACGCUGACCACGCUGGUCGCCUGGUCCAUGGCUCUCCUGGCCCAGCGCCCUGACAUCCAGCAGAAAGCCCACGACGAGAUCCGCAAGGUUUACUCACCGGAGCAGAUCCUCUGUGAUGCGAAUGACGACCAAUCCAUUGCUUACAUUGUGGCGCUCGUCCGAGAACUCCUCCGGUAUUACACGGUCCUGCGACUGUCCCUGCCUCGAGCCACGGUAAAGGAUAUUACAUACAAUGGGCGGGUCAUCCCCGCGAAAUCCGUCAUCUUCCUCAACGCCUGGGCAUGCAACAUGGACCCGGAGGUGUGGACGGACCCAUUCACGUUCCGCCCGGAGCGUUGGCUUGAACAUCCCGAUGCGCCGCUCUUCACGUACGGUCUCGGCUACCGGAUGUGUGCGGGCUCUCUGCUGGCCAACCGAGAGAUGUACACCAUCUACCUGCGAUUGCUUAGCGCGUUUGAGCUGAUGGAUGUGCAAGCGGAAGACGGUAAAGAGAUGGAAACACAUCCUGUCAAGGGAGUGGAAGAUCAGACGCAGCUGGUUAGUGUUCCCAGGCGGUAUAGGCUUCGAGUGGUGCCCAGAGACGAGACUGGCCUGAGAAAGGCUCUAGCUGAGUAUGACGAGAAGCAUUGA
This is a messenger RNA of Cladophialophora yegresii CBS 114405, 1581 nucleotides long. Its product is annotated as 3-hydroxyphenylacetate 6-hydroxylase. The transcript has a single exon. The record is from RefSeq and is a predicted model, not a curated record. Gene Ontology annotation, molecular function: iron ion binding; oxidoreductase activity, acting on paired donors, with incorporation or reduction of molecular oxygen; heme binding. NCBI's taxonomy places the organism in Eukaryota, Fungi, Ascomycota, Eurotiomycetes, Chaetothyriales, Herpotrichiellaceae. Bases 1 to 1581 code for a protein of 526 amino acids.